Molecule: messenger RNA, 1392 nt
Organism: Phaeoacremonium minimum UCRPA7
Lineage: Eukaryota; Fungi; Ascomycota; Sordariomycetes; Togniniales; Togniniaceae
Product: putative calcium-dependent protein kinase protein
Exons: 1
Coding region: 1-1392 (463 amino acids)
Biological process (GO): protein phosphorylation
Molecular function (GO): ATP binding; protein kinase activity
Source: RefSeq, a predicted model, not a curated record
AUGCUCCGCGCCGGUCAUAGCCAUGAGCAUGUCUCGGCCGAUCGACCUCCUUCCAGCCCCAUCCGACGACUAGUCCAGCCGUUCCAAGACGAUGUCGACCGCGUGGACGAGAUCUCCGAUGCCGAAUUCGUGUCCAGCACGCCAGCACCGCAAGAGGGCAGCCGUAUUCGCAGAGAGGCGUUCCAACCAAACUAUUUCAAGACAUUUUUUGUUGAGGAGCGAGAGCUGGGCCGAGGCGGCAAAGGGGUAGUCCUGUUGGUUCGACAUGAGAUCGAUGGAUGCCAUCUAGGCCACUUCGCCUGCAAGCGCGUGCCUGUUGGAGACGACCACGCCUGGCUGGAGAAGGUGUUGAUUGAAGUCGAGCUUCUUGCCAAGUUGUCUCAUCCCAAUCUCGUGUCCUAUCGGCACGUCUGGCUCGAAGAUGUUAAGAUGAACCGUUUUGGACCGAGCGUGGCUUGUGCCUUUAUUCUCCAGCAAUAUUGUAAUGGAGGUGAUCUGCUGCACUACAUCAUAGGGAAUCAACUCAAGGAGACCACCAAGGAAGACCUCAAGGCUCAGAUGCGUCGCCGGUCAAAAACGCAAGCUGAAAGACCGCAAGACAUGUUCCCGGCGCAGCGUCACUUGCCUCCAGAGGAGAUCUAUUCUUUGUUCAAGGAUAUUACUUCGGGACUGGCCUAUCUACAUGCCGCCAACUACAUACAUCGUGACCUCAAGCCAAGCAAUUGUUUAUUGCAUCGUGAGGGUAACGCUCUCAUUUGUUUGAUCAGCGACUUUGGAGAGGUUCAACCGGAGAAUGUCGUUCGGAAGUCUACUGGUUCCACCGGCACUAUAUCCUACUGUGCACCGGAGGUCCUCAUGAAAGACACUGCGGGAAGAUAUGGAAAUUUUACCACCAAAUCUGAUAUAUUCUCCUUGGGAAUGAUUCUAUAUUUCAUGUGCUUUGGCCGGCUUCCCUACCAUGCCGCAAACGCGGUUCAGGAGGAGCUGGAAGAUAUCGACAUGCUUCGAGCCGAGAUUACGGAUUGGAAAGGCUUCCAAGAUGAGCGUCGAGAACGACCAGAUCUCCCGCCGAAGCUCUACCACUUACUGAAGAGACUUUUGGCAAUCGACCCGAACGAACGGCCGAGCGCGAACGAAGUUUUGAGCGCAAUGAAGAACGAAGCGGUGUUGGACAGUGUGCCGAGGGUGGCCAGAAGCGUUAGUCCCAACAUCAGUCUGCCCGGAAGGCGGAUACAGAAUCUCGACUCGCCCAUGGCUCCCGGCACUCCAGUUCCUGGUUCGUUCAUGCCUUGCUCUUUCCAAAAACGAAAUUAUGCUAAUGCUUUCCAGAUCCCAAGAAACGAGCCACUGUCGCUUCUUCUUCGCAAGAUGACCUUAGCAAGACUAGCCUAG